Molecule: messenger RNA, 882 nt
Organism: Cryptomeria japonica (Japanese cedar)
Lineage: Eukaryota; Viridiplantae; Streptophyta; Pinopsida; Cupressales; Cupressaceae
Product: G-type lectin S-receptor-like serine/threonine-protein kinase At2g19130
Exons: 1
Coding region: 1-882 (293 amino acids)
Biological process (GO): recognition of pollen
Source: RefSeq, a predicted model, not a curated record
AUGUUGGAGCUUUACUACUUGAUGGAUGAUAAUAGGUGGACUAUUAGGUGGUCGACAUUCGGAGGUCAAUGCAGUGACUAUGAUAUUUGCGGAGCGUAUGGAGUGUGCAAUAAGAAUGAAGUGUGUAGCUGUUCUGAGGGCUUCGCGCCUAAGCAUGCCUCUGGAAGUUGGUGGUCAAGCGGCUGUGCUCGACGAAGACCCCUGCAAUGCUCUGUCACAGAGGGCACCACCGACGACUUCUUGGAAGCCAAGAAUCAGUACUUCCCAGAGAAAGAAGCUGUCUCAUACAACAACAAGCCAGCACUGGAAGGCUGCCGGAUUGCUUGCCUCAAAAAUUGCUCCUGCACAGCGUUUGCUUUAGCUAUUUCUGAUGCACCCGUCUGUAGACUGUGGUUUGGGGAUUUGUUCGAAAUACGCGUUUCAUCCGACGGCCAAUGGGUCUUCAUUAGGCUGGCUGCUUCUGAGUUUCCGCACUUGACAUCAGAGCGAGGUAACAAAGCCCCUGCACUUAGAGUCUUAUUGCCUGCUGCCGCCGCUGCUUUCUUUGUCGUUUUGGGUCUCCUGUUGGCCAUAUUUAUUGUGUACAAUCGUCGAAAACUGCAGAUGAAAAGCAAAGAAGAGGACGUGCCAACUUCACUCAAAGCAUUCACUUACACAGAGUUGCGAAUUGCAACCCAGAAUUUCAAGCAUAAGCUGGGGACUGGAGCAUUUGGCUCCGUGUUCAGAGGAACUCUUCCAGACAAUACGCUUGUGGCGGUACAAAGAUUAGAGGGUUCUGCACAAAUAGAAAAAGCAAUUCCGUGCCGAAAUAAGCACUAUUGGCAGAAUACAGCACGUGAAUUUGGUGAGGCUCUGGGGAUUCUACGUAGAAGGCUCUCGUAG